AGUCUCCAACAAGCAGCAACAUGAACAGUUGGAGCCCACAAGAGCUUGUUCAGAAGUCUCAGGAAGCCAAAAAUUUAGCAUACUGUCCCUACAGCAGUUUCAGAGUCGGAGCGGCUGUCGUAACAAGCGAUGGAUCUGUCUUCACAGGUUGUAAUGUAGAGAAUGCAUGCUACAAUCUUGGACUGUGCGCUGAGAGAACGGCUAUCACCAAAGCUGUGUCUGAAGGACACAAAACAUUCACAGCCAUCGCAAUUGCCAGUGACCUUGAGGACCAAUUUAUUUCCCCAUGUGGAGCCUGUAGGCAGGUCAUGAGAGAGUUUGGCUUAAAGUGGGAUGUAUAUAUGUCAAAGGCUGACGGGACUUAUGACCAGAUGACAGUGGAGGAACUUCUUCCAUGUUCCUUUGGCCCUGAUGACCUAAGAGCAAGAAAAAAAUCGCCAGACCAAUGACAAAUAGUUUUAUAGAGUCAUUGCACAUGGUGUUAAACUCCCUUAGGAAAACGAACCACGAUUUUAUUAUGUUAAAAGUCUAGUAAGCAGAUUUUUUUGGCAGAUUAACUAAAACUUCCUUAUAGUUUUAUUAGAAAUAUCAGGGUAAAACUAUGAUUACCGUAGUUAGACAAUGGUAAAUUUGUGCUUACUAUGGCUUUUUCUACUAAUACCGCUGCUGAAAAAAAUGCAAAUCCUAAUGUUUCUAUUAGUAAAUAGCUGUUUACCAUUAAAAUCAUUUCAAAAAAAUACUUCAUGUGUUUUGGGUCUUAUUCCAGUAGGAUUUAAUUUGGUUCCUGACUUUCUAUCUGCUAGACAACAUCCCACUAAUAGGUUUCUAUUGUUUUUUUCAAUGCCGAAGUUAAAAUAUGUUUAUUUGUAAGGUUCCUAAAGAGAAAUAUGAUUUGGUAAACUAAUAAAUAAUAACUUUUUU
Messenger RNA from Triplophysa rosa, 921 nucleotides. It is a transcript of the gene cdaa, whose product is annotated as cytidine deaminase a. Gene Ontology annotation, cellular component: cytosol. The record is from RefSeq and is a predicted model, not a curated record. Bases 21 to 449 code for a protein of 142 amino acids. Gene Ontology annotation, molecular function: zinc ion binding; cytidine deaminase activity. The transcript has 4 exons. NCBI's taxonomy places the organism in Eukaryota, Metazoa, Chordata, Actinopteri, Cypriniformes, Nemacheilidae.